UCAUUCAUUGGUAAGAAAUGCGUUAUCCUUUCUAGCGGGAAGAAACGGUUGGAGGUUGACACCGUCAACAACAACAAUGGUGUUGGCAUGUUCUGCUACGCUUUCUUCCACACUAUUGUUUCAAAAGUCUGUUCCUUUGACUUCUCAAAUUUCAGGAACAGCAUUUGGUUCCUCUUUCCUGUUCAGGAGAGAGAAUGGCUCUGUUGUUCCACUUCUUGUCGUGUGUCAUGCUAAGAAGAAACUCGGUUUUAUGGACCAAAUUCUUGAUUACAUUGAAGGGGGUCCCAAAUUAAGGAAGUGGUAUGGUGCACCUGAUAUCCUUGAAAAAGAUGGUACUGCCAUAGAAGAUGACGAGGAUGAUUAUCCGGAAGAUGAGGUCAGGGAUGCAGUGCUGGUAACAGAUGGAGAUAGUGAGAUGGGUCAGAUGGUGAUAUUGUCACUGAUUGUGAAAAAAGCUCGAGUAAAGGCACUGGUGAAGGAUAAACGAGUUGCACUUGAAGCCUUUGGAAGUUAUGUUGAGUCAAUGUCAGGAGAUACAAGUGACAAUCGGUUCCUCAAGAAAGCUCUGAGAGGAGUUCGCACAAUCAUAUGCCCCAAUGAGGGUUUUCUUUCUAGCGUUGGGAGCCUUCAAGGGAUACAACAUGUAAUUGUCCUAUCUCAGUUGUCAGUUUAUAGUGGUAAAAGUGGUCUUCAAUCCAUGAUGAAAAGCAAUGCAAAGAAACUGGCUGAGCAAGAUGAAUCAAUAUUGAAGACCUCCGGAAUCCCUUACACCAUAAUUAGGACUGGUGCAUUACAAGACACGCCUGGUGGGAAACGAGGCUUUACCUUUGACGAGGGUUGUGCAGCUAGAGGAAGCAUAAGCAAAGAAGAUGCUGCCUUUGUUUGUGUAGCAGCCUUGGAUUGUGUCCCACAAACUGGAUUCACAUUUGAGGUGGCCAAUGGGGAUAACAAAGUUUCAGAUUGGAAAGAUUGUUUGGCCACAUUGAUGGAGAAAGCAAGUCAACAACUUCAGUGACUAUUGACAGUGUAUCACUAUUUAAUUCUUUGUGUGAAGGCUGGUCUCAAAUGGGUUUGUAUUUCACGAGAGGAAGAAGAGCCUUGUGCUUUUCUUUACUUUCCAGUGAUCAAAAUUGUUACUUGGAAAGGUUAAUACGAGACUCCUAUAAAUUAAUUUAUAUCAAACCGAUUUUUCAUUACA
This is a messenger RNA of Cajanus cajan (pigeon pea), 1198 nucleotides long. RefSeq names its product NAD(P)-binding Rossmann-fold superfamily protein. NCBI's taxonomy places the organism in Eukaryota, Viridiplantae, Streptophyta, Magnoliopsida, Fabales, Fabaceae. Gene Ontology annotation, cellular component: chloroplast. The record is from RefSeq and is a predicted model, not a curated record.